AUGCUUGGUGGAGGAGGGUUUGGUUCAAACCAAAACCAACAGUCUUCUGGAGGAAUAUUUGGAGCAUCUACCUCUUUUGGUGUUGGGAUUGGCCAGCAAGGAGUAUCGCAAAAUAUUAAUACAGUACAACAGCCUUCGACAGGAUUGUUUAAUUCAUCUACACCCCUAUUCGGAGGAAAUGUGAGUCCUGGUUUAUUUGGUAGUGCUGGUUCUUCUGGUUCUGUAUUUGGAAAUACGGGGCAAUCUUCGGUAUUUGGUCAAUCUUCCAACGGUCUUUUUGGCCAAUCAAUGGGUGCAUUUGGAGGAAAUCAACAAAUUGGCUCUAGUCAACCAAGUAUGUUUGGUUCAAGCUCCUCUUCUACGAUUUGCUCUAACUCUGGUUUUUUUAAUACUAGCUCAGCAAACAAUUCUGGAGGUUUUGGUUCUUUUCAGAACUCAUUCGGGGCUUCUGGAGGGUUUGGAAGCCAGUCAUCUCAAAGUAAUCCAUCAAACUACUUUGGGCAACAAAACAAUGGUAUUUUUGGCUCAAUGCCUGUCCAAACUUUUGGAAAUACAUCAACAUCACCUUUUGGAGGCACUACAGGUACAAAUACGAAUAUUUUUGGGUCAAAAAAAGGUACAAAUGGAAUUACGUUUCAACCUGUAGUUGACAGAGAUAGUGAUGCCAGAAUUAUGUCUAUUGUAUACCAGAAAGAUAUUGAUCAGAAGAAAUCAGUUGAAGAGCUUAGAUGGGAAGAUUACCAAGAAAAAAGAGGACCUGUAAAUAGUUUAUCAACAAUUAAUACAAAUUUCUCAACAAAUAAUAAUACUUUUGGCAGCGGUUCGUUUUCUUCUAACUCUGGAGGUUUUGGUUCUGGCCCACAAGGAUCUUCUAUCACAAGCUCAAUAUUUGGGCAACCACAAACAUCCUUUAUAGCGUCAACGACGCCACAGAAUUCACUCUUCGGUUCCAGCAAUUCAUCUUCAGCUUUAGGACAAACCUCAAUUCUCGGUCAAGGGCUUCAGAAUUCACAAUCAAGUUUAACUAAUCCUCAAUUUGUGUCAAAUAAUAGCGGAUUAUUUGGUACCUCGAAUAAUUUAAAUUCGUUUGCACUUCAAUCUUCAACUAACAGUUCAAACACAGGAUUGUUCUCCACUCCCAAUUUAUUCUCUAGCAAUAGUAAUAACAGUAAUACUAUUAAUACCAGUAACAGUUUAGGCGGCGGUAUUAACUUAAACAGUGGAAAUUUGUUUGGGCAGCAACCUUCAAACUUGGGAUCGUUAGACAGCUCCUUUAAAACAUCAAAUUCUUUAUUCGGGGGUGCCCAAACAACCUCGACUAAUACUGGUUUGGGUCUUUUUAAUUCAAAUUCAAAUACUCAACCUCAGAUUUCUUUGUCAAAUUCCUCGCUUGCAAUGAAACCAUUGUUUGGAAAUCAGACACUGAGCAAUUCAAAUUUAGGUUCCAGUACCGCUGGCGGAACCAACUUGUCAUUAUCUACGAAUUUAUUCGGUUCGACUCUGCCUGGCUCAUCCAGUUUGUUUAGCACCAACUCUUGCUCUAAUAAUUUAUUUGGUUCUACGCAACCACAAAGUGCACUCAAUAACACUAAUUCAGGUACAACUAGCUCAAGUUUAUUUGGGAAAUUAUCUUCGUCUCAACCAUUUAGCUUUGCAAACAUUAACCCCUCUAAUUCAUCAUGGACAUCUUUAAAUUCCGGAGUUUCAAACGCUACAAUUAGUCAAACAAAUUUGUCAGGAAGCUCCCCGAUGAAUAACAAUUCAAUUCAGCUUCAAAAUAUAUUAGGGGGUGGGCAACCAAAUAAACCUACAUCUUCUCAGGGUUCGUCGAUAGUUUUAGGUAAUGGGCUUUCCACUUCAAAUAAGCUAUCCAAUGGUAUACAUUCCAAGCCAAUAACUCAGAAUUCAAAAUUCUCGGACUCGACUGAUAGAGGAAAGUCGCUCUGGCUUUGGAAGCCACUACCGCAAUUUAUUUCUCGCUCUAAUAGGUAUCAAAUUGACGGUUUGAGCAAUUUUUCUCAGGAAGGAGUUACGAAUUCAUCAGAACUUGCUCUUCCCGCACUUGCGACUGAGAGUGCAAGGCACAGCACAUCACUUUUAACAUCCGUUAGACGAAUCGAGAAAACAAUUGACCCUCAGACUCCUGCCGCAUUUCUAAGCCUACUUGAACGUCAACAACAGUUCUACGAUGCAGUACAAUCUCCGGAACAAAGUAGCAAUUCACCUGUGAAUUCCAAGACAAAGUCUUUGGUAUUUACUACAUCUCAUGCUACCAAGUUUGUCCCUAUAGACGAGGCAUUUGAAGAUGCAAUCGAUGAUUCAAGUUCAGCUACUUUUUCUCCAAUAGUUUUAAAAGCUGAGAAUAAAUCUAUUUCUGAUGGUUCAAAAUCGUUGAUCAAUUUCGAUUCAAUUUCGCGUAUUUCACAAGACGUGCAAAUUUCUAAAAAUGACGAUUCCAGGAAUUCAAUUGGUAGGGUAAGUAUUGAAAGCAAUAAUUUAGCACGAACACCAUAUUUGAACCAACACAGAAGCUCUGUAAAUUCAAUUCCAGCGGUGAGUAAUGAACGCCAGGCUCGUGCCUCUAUAGGCCUGACAACUCCUAGACCUAUUACUAGAAGACCAGGACAGUUGAUAGAUAACAACAUUUCUUCGGAUGUAAAUAAAUCCUAUUUAAGGAAGCAAAAAGAAUACAUUGUUGAAUCUCUAACUCCGGUACUUACCAAAACAGACUAUUUCUGUAUUCCAUCAAUAGAAGUGCUAAAAACUUUUUCAGAAGAGAGGCUUGCUAUUGUUGAAGAUUUCAAAAUAGUUAGAGAAGGUGUUGGAGAAAUUAUCUGGCCUGGGGUUACCGAUUUACGAGGGAUUAAUCUUGAUUUAGUUGUUUCCAUAGAACCUCUUUGUGUAUCAGUAUAUGGAGACGGAGAUUCUUCUAUUCCUGUAGGCGAGGGGUUAAAUAAGAAGGCUAUUGUGACGCUAAAGAAUUGUAAACCGAAGAGAGUUUUAUCUUCAAAAGACCCGCAAGAGAUAGAUAACUUUAAUAAAAAUCGUGUUAAACAAAUUAAAUCUUACACUGAGCAAAUGGGAGCAAGGUUUAUUUCACUUGACACUGUCACUUGGGAAUGGAAAUUUGAGGUUACACAUUUUUCUAAAUACAGUUUUUUAAACGAAGAUAGCCCUUUAACUAACUUUGGAGAGCCUCAAUCUACUAUAACCAACGACACAAAUUUGAUUGCUUCCCCAAAAGAAAGUUUAUUCGGUCAACACUCUAAGCAAGAGCAACCUAGCGACCAUUUUUUUGCAAAAACGAGCCAAUAUAAUUUUAGUUUGUACUCAGAGAUUAGAAGCAUAGUGGAAAAAAAUAAAAGUUUGAAAUCUGCUUAUAAUGCAAUCAGCUUUAGAAGUGGUAUGUAUAUUGGCUCAAAUGGUUUUGUUGUAAUACCACAUAGAUCAUUUUUUAAGAGUAAUCAUAGUAUUAGUGAUUAUAAUACAUCGAUUACGAUGUUUAAAAUGAAUCAAAUGAACGAAUCUGUGUUAACUGAUACGAAAAAUAAUUUUUUGUGUUCUCGAAGGUUAGUUUCAGCUUGGUUUAGGCUAUAUUUGGAAAUAAUUGGAAGUGAAACGAUUGAUGGUUGCUGUGAAAUUUCAAUCGAGUCUAUUACAAAACUUGUUUUCCUCUUUUGGAAUAUCACAAAAAAGGAGUUUGAGUUUUCUUCGUAUUUAUCUGAAUUCAAAUCUAAUUCUUUGAACCUUGAAUAUUUAAAAUAUUUUGAACAAUCAUUUUCUAUGAUUGGUGGGAUAUUAGAAUUGAUAAUUAAAGAUACAAAUAGUCAUUCUGAAAAGCGCUUAGAAACAAGUUUGAGAGAGUUUAUUUCUUGGUGGUUAAAGAUGACUUCCAAAAAUAUUCCUAAAAUUAAAGUGAAAAAAUGCAACCAAAGUUCUCAAGAUUUACAUGAAGAAAAAAUCCAUUUUCUCUUUAAUCAUAUUUUGAACGGAAAUUUAUUCGAUAUAGUUCAAAAUGAUACAAAUUUAUCAUAUUUGACGAUUCCAAGAAUUGUUUCAUUGUGUCUAUCUAUUGGAAAUAAUAGAGGUUCUAUUUUUCAGAUAAGAGAAAACCUGCAGUGGUGGUCAAAAAUUGGUAUUAUUCCGGAUUUAACGCAUAAUUCAAAUAAGAUAUAUAAAACAAUAUCUAAUACAGAUGCAUAUGUAGAUGACUUUGCAUACGAAUGGCAGACUAAUAUAUUGUUGUCUGUAAAUUACUCAACAAAUUCAAAGCUUUGUGAAAAGUUCAAUAGAAUAAAAAACAUUCCUUUAGUCGGCGAUAAACGUGAAUUUGGAAACUUGAACAAUUCAGAUAGACUUAUCGGUAUGGAAGAUACAUACGAAGUGGAUGAAAAAAAAAUACUCUUUGAUCAAAUACAAUUCCAAAUAAUUAAAUUUUUCUUUUGUGAUGAAAAUUCUAGACAAGCUGAGUUAUUUAGAUUGAAUAAUUCGGGCUCGAUAAAAUUUUCUUCUUCAUUUAUUUGGCUAAUAACGAGAGUCCUCACACUUUAUAACAAUAUUAGUUGUAAUGAUAGUGAACUAAAAUUUUCAAAUAAAUUGAAUUUAGCGCUUAUACAGGAACUUGAAAUUCUUGGAUUGUGGGAGUGGGCAGUCUAUGUUAUAAUCCACACCAAUAUGAAUUCAGCAUUUGGUCUGCUCAAUUGCAUUAUUAUGAGGAAUAUACAAGAGAACCCAAAUUAUUUGAAUCCUGAGGACUACUUGAAUGAUGAAAAAUGGAAAUUUCUAGUCAAUAGAUUAGGGGUCCCAUCCAAUUGGUUAUUUGAGGCAAUUAUUUACAAAUUAGAGUCUAAUGGAAAUGUUUUGCAAUCGUUAAGAUGUACACUGCACCUAAUUAAUUGUCUAAAAGGGAGAAAACAUGAAGUUGGAGAUUUGUUUUUUCAUAAUUCAGAUCAAAUCUCUACUAUUAAUAAUUUGGCAAUAUCCGCUGCAAAGAAGCUGUUUGACGCAUCGCUUUUACCGACUACAUUGAUAAGAAUAUCGGUCCUUUUGAAACAUAUUAUAACUGAAGAGGAGACACUUGGUGAUGUUAAUAAGUGCUAUGAUAUCUACCAGCUUAAUGCUGCAGAAGAUUUACAAUUGAUCUUCUGCUCGGAAGGUAAAGAACAGAUUGUGGCAGAUAUAUGGCAAACUUUGGAGUUGAUAUUAGUUAUUUCGAAUCAGUAUAUGAAGUUUGCAAUAAGAUUACUAGAAAGCAAGUCGUACUCUAUAAAUCAAGAUGAAUUUAAAGAUAUUUUGUCAAAAUUGGAUAAACUUGUAGUUUUGAGGAAAGAUUCGAGUAAAUGUUUAUUUGAGCCAUGUAUUAGUAAUAUAAUAAAUGAUGAAUGUUGGGAUAUAAUUUUAAAUACGAUAGAAAUUGUUAAACAUCUAAGCAAAGUAAUUUAA
Messenger RNA from Cryptosporidium ubiquitum, 5442 nucleotides. Its product is annotated as FG-rich motif-containing protein. The transcript has a single exon. NCBI's taxonomy places the organism in Eukaryota, Apicomplexa, Conoidasida, Eucoccidiorida, Cryptosporidiidae. Gene Ontology annotation, cellular component: nuclear pore cytoplasmic filaments; nuclear pore. Gene Ontology annotation, biological process: protein import into nucleus; post-transcriptional tethering of RNA polymerase II gene DNA at nuclear periphery; RNA export from nucleus. The record is from RefSeq and is a predicted model, not a curated record. The coding region runs from base 1 to 5442 and encodes 1813 amino acids. Gene Ontology annotation, molecular function: structural constituent of nuclear pore.